This is a messenger RNA of Hyphopichia burtonii NRRL Y-1933, 1686 nucleotides long. Its product is annotated as sugar porter family MFS transporter. Gene Ontology annotation, molecular function: carbohydrate:proton symporter activity. Gene Ontology annotation, cellular component: membrane. The coding region runs from base 1 to 1686 and encodes 561 amino acids. Gene Ontology annotation, biological process: carbohydrate transport; transmembrane transport. The transcript has 4 exons. Lineage: Eukaryota; Fungi; Ascomycota; Pichiomycetes; Serinales; Debaryomycetaceae. The record is from RefSeq and is a predicted model, not a curated record.
AUGACGCAGCAACCGAGAGCGCCCCCAAAUGGAAUUGUACUAUCUUGUUUUUCUGGAGAAGUUCCCACGUAUUUGGGAUUGAAAGGUAAAUACUUGAAUAUGGCCAUUUCAACUAUGUGUGGUGUUGGUUUCUUAUUAUUCGGUUACGAUCAAGGGGUUAUGGGUUCAUUACUUACUCUUCCUUCGUUUCGUGACGAAUUCCCCACUAUUGACACCCAACGUAAUCCGGAUAAUUCUACCUUACAAGGUUUCACCGUGGCGGUUUACGAGUUGGGGUGUAUGGCCUCGGCGUUAGUCACGAUUAAAUUGGGUGAUAAAUUGGGUCGUUUGAAGACAAUGUUAUUGGGGGUUGCAAUUAUGUUUGUUGGUGGUAUUUUACAAGCAUCUUCGGUUAAAUCAAUCGCAUUUUUAAUCGUAGCUAGAAUUGUCACUGGGUUAGGAAACGGUUUCAAUACUGCAACCGUUCCUGUAUAUCAAUCAGAAACGUCUAAAGCUCAUAAUAGAGGUAUGCUUAUUUGUGUUGAAGGUUGUUUAAUCACUUUUGGGAUUUGUCUUAGUUAUUGGAUUGACUAUGGUCUUUACCCUUAUGGUGGUCAAGUCUCUUGGAGGUUCCCAAUUGCCUUCCAAUGUAUUUUCCCAUUGAUUAUGUUCCCCUUUAUUUUAAAAUUACCAGAAUCCCCAAGAUGGUUAAUGAGACACGAUAGGGAAGAAGAAGCAAGAAGAGUUUUCGCUUCUUUAUAUGAUACUUCUGUUAAUGAUCCACUUAUUGAUUCUCAAUUAGAGGAAAUUAAACAAUCUUUACAAGCAGAAGUUGCUGCAAGUGGUGGUCAUUUCUCUGCUAAAGAUUUAUUAAAACAGGGGAAAACUAGAACUUUCCAUAGAGUUUGUCUUGCAGCUUUUUGUCAAUUCAUGCAACAAAUUUGUGGUAUUAACUUGAUUACUUAUUACGCGGGUACUAUUUUCGAAGAUUACAUUGGGAUGUCUGCUACAAAUUCCAGAAUAUUGGCUGCUUGUAAUGGUACAGAAUACUUUAUUGCGCUGAUUUUCACCAUUUUCUUAAUUGAAAGACUUGGUAGAAGACCAUUAUUCUUAUUUGGUACGGCGGGUCAAGCUUUGAGUAUGUUAUUUUUAUUCGUUACUAAUUGGUUAAGUGAAAAUAAGGAUAAUAAAGGUGCUGCCAUUGGUGCUGCUUUCUUACUUUUCAUGUUUAAUACUUUCUUUGGUCUUUCCUUACUUUCUUUAACUUGGUUAUACUCUCCAGAAAUUAGUUCUCUUGCCGCUCGUACUGCAACUUCUGGUAUUUCAACCGCUGCUAAUUGGGUUACGAAUUUCUUUGUGGUGAUGAUUACUCCAAUCUUGUUCAAUCAUAUUAAAUCUUAUACCUAUCUUGUGUUUUUCUUCAUUAAUCUUGCCAUGUUGCCAGUGCUUUACUUUUUAUUCCCUGAAACAAAAGGUAGAAGUUUGGAAGAAAUGGAUGUUAUUUUCUCAAUGACUCCAGUAUACAAACCUUGGGAAGCGGUUCAAAUUGCAAGAGAUUUACCUUUCAUCCAUGCUGGUACCGUGGACGAUCAUCACGAAAAGGUUUCCGUUGACCAUAAUGAUGAAGCUCUUUUAACUAGUGUUCCUGAAGAAAAAGCUUCAGUGGUUCAUAACGACGAUGCCCUUGAGUCAGAUCAUCUGAUAUAA